GCAGCAGCAGUAUAAAUCAGACGUGGGAAGCGGAGGAGAAGCAGGAAUGAAAGACAAUAGAAACCUUCACAAAGACCACGCUUCUCGAGGCUCUUGUCGUCUUUUUGAUAUUUUCCUAUACUUAACACUUAAGGUUUUGGUCAAGAAAAUGGCCACCUCAACAAGUUCUAAGCUGAACAAAGCUGUUAAGCAGCAGUAUAUGGACCUCCCUCAGGGGGACAAGGUACAGGCCAUGUACAUCUGGAUCGACGGUUCCGGAGAGGGACUGCGCUGCAAGACCAGAACUUUGGAUUGUGAACCCAAGACGAUCGAGGAUCUUCCUGAGUGGAACUUUGAUGGCUCCAGCACGUACCAGUCAGAGGGCUCCAACAGCGACAUGUUCCUGAUCCCCGCUGCCAUGUUCAGGGACCCGUUCAGAAAAGACCCCAACAAGCUGGUGCUCUGUGAGGUGCUCAAGUACAACCGCAAGCCCGCAGAGACUAACCUGCGCCACACCUGUAAACGGAUCAUGGGCAUGGUGGAGAAUAACCACCCGUGGUUCGGCAUGGAGCAGGAGUACACUCUCCUGGGCACAGAUGGACAUCCCUUCGGCUGGCCCUCCAACGGCUUCCCGGGUCCACAAGGGCCUUACUACUGUGGAGUGGGAGCAGAUAAAGCGUACGGACGAGAUGUAGUGGAGGCGCAUUACAGAGCCUGUCUGUAUGCUGGGGUUGACAUCUGUGGCACCAAUGCUGAAGUCAUGCCCGCUCAGUGGGAGUUCCAGGUUGGGCCUUGUGAAGGUAUCAACAUGGGGGACCAUCUGUGGGUUGCUCGCUUCAUCCUUCACAGAGUGUGUGAGGAUUUCGGCGUGGUGGUCUCCUUUGACCCCAAACCAAUCUCGGGGAACUGGAACGGCGCCGGCUGCCACACCAACUUCAGCACCAAGGAGAUGCGAGAGGACGGCGGACUGAAAAUCAUUGAGGAGUCAAUCGACAGGCUGGCGAAGAGACACAUGUAUCACAUCCGGGCCUACGACCCCAAAGGUGGGCUCGACAAUGCCAGACGCCUCACCGGCCGCCACGAAACCUCGAGCAUCGACGCGUUCUCGGCCGGCGUGGCCAAUCGGGGCGCCAGCAUUCGCAUUCCUCGCUUGGUAGGGCAGGACAAGAAGGGCUACUUCGAGGACCGCCGUCCGUCCGCCAACUGCGACCCGUACAUUGUGACGGAGGCGAUGGUGCGCACGUGUUUACUCAAAGAAGAGGGAGAGGAGCCCACAGAUCACAGCAAAUGAACAGUCUUAAGACCACGUGUCAUUACCAGUACGACAUCUAGCCAUGUCUUUUUUCCAGACUUUAUGGAUUGAUUUUGACCAUUCUCAUUUUUAAUCCAGGUGUACCUGCAUUCUUAACCUCUGACACAAUCACUGCCACAACAUGUUUUGUCGUGGCUGAGAUCAUGUAAAGAAUGACAACUGUACUGUGUUUAACGUGGACGAGUGAAAAAACUGUCUACACCUGCAGCAGGGCUUUUCUGCAGAUCUUAUAACUGACCCAAAGGAUCCCAUGUUUCCCAUGAUCCCAUGUUUUUUAGCAGUCUUUGCCUUUGUCACAAUGGUGGUUAUAUAUUUUGUGUAUAGAAUAAGGUCAUAUGUAAGCCAAUCUACAUUUGUAUGGUUUAAAUCAUUCCUAUAUGUUUUUCCACGUGUCAUUGUCAAAGAGAUAAACCGCUAACAUUUUUUAAUCUGAUUUUGAACAGUUUAAUCCUGUGUGUAUCCUGUUUUGCCUCCAAUUAAAUUCUGGCAUGCCUGUUGGUCCCAUGCAGACUGUCAUCUGA
Molecule: messenger RNA, 1812 nt
Organism: Cyclopterus lumpus (lumpfish)
Lineage: Eukaryota; Metazoa; Chordata; Actinopteri; Perciformes; Cyclopteridae
Gene: glulb
Product: glutamate-ammonia ligase (glutamine synthase) b
Cellular component (GO): cytoplasm
Molecular function (GO): glutamine synthetase activity
Source: RefSeq, a predicted model, not a curated record